This is a messenger RNA of Lepus europaeus (European hare), 2888 nucleotides long. RefSeq names its product ATP binding cassette subfamily B member 6 (Langereis blood group) (gene ABCB6). Gene Ontology annotation, biological process: transmembrane transport; heme transport. Lineage: Eukaryota; Metazoa; Chordata; Mammalia; Lagomorpha; Leporidae. The coding region runs from base 194 to 2725 and encodes 843 amino acids. Gene Ontology annotation, molecular function: ATP binding; heme binding; ABC-type heme transporter activity. The record is from RefSeq and is a predicted model, not a curated record. The transcript has 19 exons. Gene Ontology annotation, cellular component: membrane.
ACGGCGGCGCGUGCGCGUGGCGAGUGGGCGGUGUGGCCGGGUCCACGUGCGUUCCUCCUCACGACCCCAGCGGCUUAGGGCCCGGCGGAUCUAUGACCCGAGGCACGCUGGCAUCCGUGCCCUUCCCCGAGCCACCGGUCCCUGUCUCCGGUCCCGCAGCGCCCGCCGUCUCUGCCUGCUGCCACGCCUGACCAUGGUGGCUGUAGGCAACUACUGCGAGGCCGAAGGGCCCGUGGGUCCGGCCUGGGCGCAGGACGGCCUGAGCCCCUGCUUCUUCUUCACGCUCGUGCCCUCCACGCUGCUGGCCCUGGGGGCUCUGGCCUUGGUGCUGGCCCUUCCCUGCAAGCGCCGGGAGCGGCCCGCCGGCGCCGAGGCGCUGUCCUGGGGCGCCGGGCCUCGCGUCGCUCCUUACAUAUUGCAGCUGCUGCUGGCCACGUUCCAGGUGGCGCUGCCCCUGGCCAGCCUUUUUGGCCGGAUGGGCACAGCGCGGGGGGCCCCGCUGCCAAGCUAUGUACUGCUAGCCUCCAUACUGCAGAGUGUGGCCAGCGCCUGUGGCCUGUGGCUGCUUGUGGUGGAACGGAACCAGGCACGGCACAGUCUGGCCAUGGGCAUCUGGAUCAAGUUCAGGCACAGCCCGGGUCUCCUGCUCUUCUGGUCUGUGGCGUUUGCUGCUGAGAACUUGGCUCUGGUGUCUUGGAACAGCCCGCAGUGGUGGUGGGCAAGGGCGAACUUGGGCCAGCAGGUUCAGUUUGGCCUGUGGGUACUGCGGUAUGUGGUGUCCGGAGGGCUGUUUGUCCUGGGGCUCUGGGCCCCCGGACUCCGUCCCCUGUCCUACACCUUGCAAGUUCAUGACGAGGACCAAGACACAGAAAGGAGCCAGGUUCGGUCCACAGACCAGCAGUCCACCUGGCGAGACCUCGGCAGGAAGCUCCGCCUACUGAGUGGCUACCUGUGGCCUCGAGGGAGUCCCGCUCUGCAGCUGGUUGUGCUGAUCUGUCUGGGGCUCAUGGGCUUGGACCGGGCACUCAAUGUGUUGGUCCCCAUCUUCUAUAGGGACAUUGUGAACUUGCUGACCAACAAGGCCCCUUGGAGCUCCCUGACCUGGACGGUCAUCACCUACGUCUUCCUCAAGUUCCUCCAGGGGGGUGGCACCGGCAGUACAGGCUUCGUGAGCAACCUGCGCACCUUCCUGUGGAUCCGCGUGCAGCAGUUCACAUCGCGGCGGGUGGAGCUGCACCUCUUCUCCCACCUGCACGAGCUCUCACUGCGCUGGCACCUGGCACGCCGCACAGGGGAGGUGCUGCGAAUCGUGGACCGGGGCACGUCCAGUGUCACUGGGCUGCUCAGCUACCUGGUGUUCAACAUCUUACCCACGCUGGCGGACAUCAUCAUUGGCAUCAUCUACUUCAGCAUGUUCUUCAAUGCCUGGUUUGGCCUCAUCGUGUUCCUGUGCAUGAGCCUCUACCUCUUCCUGACCAUUGUGGUCACUGAAUGGAGAGCCAAGUUCCGGCGUAGUAUGAACACGCAGGAGAACGCCACCCGUGCACGUGCAGUGGACUCUCUGCUGAACUUUGAGACGGUGAAGUAUUACAACGCCGAGAGUUACGAAGUGGAACGCUAUCGCGAGGCCAUCAUCAAGUAUCAGGAAUUGGAGUGGAAGUCAAGUGCCUCGCUGGUUUUGCUGAAUCAGACCCAGAACCUGGUGAUCGGGCUCGGGCUCCUCACGGGCUCCCUGCUGUGUGCCUACUUUGUCAGUGAGCAGAAGCUGCAGGUCGGGGACUUCGUGUUGUUCGGCACCUACAUCAUCCAGCUGUACAUGCCCCUCAACUGGUUCGGCACCUACUACAGGAUGAUCCAGACCAACUUCAUCGACAUGGAGAACAUGUUCGACCUGCUCAAGGAGGAGACGGAAGUGAAAGACCUUCCUGGAGCGGGGCCCCUUCACUUUCACAAGGGCCGGAUUGAGUUUGAGAACGUGCACUUCAGCUACUCGGACGGCCGGGAGACCCUGCGGGAUGUGUCUUUCACCGUGAUGCCUGGACAGACGCUGGCCUUGGUGGGCCCAUCUGGCGCGGGGAAGAGCACCAUUCUGCGCCUGCUCUUUCGCUUCUAUGACAUCAGCUCGGGCUGCAUCCGAAUAGAUGGGCAGGACAUUUCCCAGGUAACCCAGAACUCUCUGCGCUCCCACAUUGGAGUUGUGCCCCAGGACACGGUCCUCUUCAACGACACCAUCGCCAACAACAUCCGCUACGGCCGUAUCACGGCCGACAGUGACGAGGUGGAGGCUGCUGCCAAGGCCGCGGGCAUCCACGACGCCAUCCUGGGCUUCCCGGAAGGGUACGAGACGCAGGUGGGCGAGCGGGGUCUGAAGCUGAGUGGAGGCGAGAAGCAGCGUGUCGCCAUCGCCCGCACCAUUCUCAAGGCCCCAGACAUCAUUCUGCUGGACGAGGCGACGUCAGCGCUGGAUACGUCUAACGAGAGGGCCAUCCAGGCUUCUCUAGCCAAAGUCUGCGCCAACCGCACCACCAUCGUCGUGGCACACAGGCUCUCGACCGUCAUCAGUGCUGACCAGAUCCUUGUCAUCAAGGACGGCUGCAUCGUGGAGAGAGGACAGCACGAGGCUCUGCUGUCCCGAGGAGGGGUGUAUGCGGACAUGUGGCAGCUGCAGCAGCGGGGACAGGAGGAAGCUUCUGAGGACAGCGAGCCCCAGGCCACGGCACAGUGACAAGCGUGUGGCCCUUCUCCCGAAGGCUAACUCAGCGGGGAAUAAGAUAGACCCCUGUGCCCAGCCUUGUCACCCCGGUCUGGAGGUUUGGUGCUAGCAGUGGUGAGAUAGAGGGACCUUUCCGAAAAGCACCUUUUGGGGUUAAUAAAUGUGUGGCUCGUGU